AUGUUCACUUCUCGCCAUGCCGAGGACCAAUUCCGAUUGCGCAUGCACCGCGCGCGCUCGGUCGACCUGACCAACGACGAGCUGGUGGAAGUGCGGGCGGCCCAACGGACCUUCGAAGGCGCCUACAUCCGCACCUCGCUGUCGCAGUUCUCGUUCGCGCUCAUCGUCCUCAAGAUCUUCACCUCCGAGUUCUAUUCGAUCGGCGCCCUGUUCGCCGUCUACGGCGCCGGCGUGCUGGUCGUCAGCGCGUACCGUCGCCAGCAAGGCAAUCGCCAGUUCUUCAGCGAGGUGGGCGACGAUGGCCUGGGCAGGAAACGCUUCAGAACUAGUGGUAACGUCGUCGUCGCGCUCACCGCCUUGAGUAUCGCCGCCUACAUCACCCUGCUGGUCUUGACGUUGAGGCUGGAAACCUGA
Capronia coronata CBS 617.96 is the source of this 414-nucleotide messenger RNA. RefSeq lists its product as uncharacterized. Bases 1 to 414 code for a protein of 137 amino acids. The transcript has 2 exons. The record is from RefSeq and is a predicted model, not a curated record. NCBI's taxonomy places the organism in Eukaryota, Fungi, Ascomycota, Eurotiomycetes, Chaetothyriales, Herpotrichiellaceae.